CGCUCUCCAACCGUGGGGUCGGCCGGCCGCCCGCGAAGCCCCGGCUGCGAACCGCCCACCACCACCCCCGCCGCCACCGCCACCGCGCCUGUCACCGCACCACCGGCGGCACUCGACCACCUCUUCCUCAGUGUCAAGACCACGCGCAGCUACCACAAAUGGCGCCUGCCCGUGCUGCUGCAGACGUGGUUCCAGCUGGCGCGCAACCAGACUUGGUUCUUCACAGAUUCCGUCGACGUGGAAUUUCAGGAAAAGACAAAUGGCCACAUGGUCAAUACCAACUGUUCCUCUUCGCACAACAGGAAGGCGUUGUGCUGUAAGAUGUCUGUAGAGUUCGACAUGUUUCUUGAAAGCGGCAAAAAGUGGUUCUGUCACGUGGAUGAUGACAACUAUGUGAACGUGCCGCGCUUACUGAAAUUACUGGGCCAGUUCAACCCCCAGGAAGACUGGUACUUGGGAAAGCCCUCCAUCCGAUCGCCGCUCGAGAUCAUCCUCAGAGACAACCCAAAGCGCAAGGUGUCCUUCUGGUUUGCCACUGGUGGCGCCGGCUUCUGCCUCAGCCGCGCCCUUGCCCUCAAGAUGAUGCCCGUCGCCAGUGUUGGUAAAUUCAUCAGCAUCGGUGAGAAAAUAAGACUUCCUGAUGAUGUUACAAUGGGCUUCAUAAUUGAACAUUUGUUGAGAAAACCCCUAACUGUAAUUGACCAAUUUCAUUCACACCUUGAGCCAAUGAAGUUCCUUCAUCAAGAUACAUUUCAUGAUCAGAUAACAUUUAGCUAUUCAAGAUAUAGUAAGGACGAAAUGAAUGUAGUUAAAAUAGAUGGCUUUGACAAGAGGAUAGAUCCAACAAGGUUUUUGUCACUUCAUUGCUUUCUGUUUCCAAAUUCCAACUUUUGCUCAAGCUGUGUUUCUCUAUUAGAACCACCAUGCAAUUGCUCAUUGGCCAUUGUGUUCCUUUGUGCUUCUGUUGGCAACUUUGGCACAGGAGGUGCCAGUCCCAAUUUUGCAACUGAAUGUCUCGAUUUUGGCUUCGUGUAUGCGGUUGAUUGGAAAUUUGUGGUGUCUUGGUUACUAAGAAAGUGUUUGUUUGUAUUUGCAAUUGUUUAUGGUGACUUGUGCAAUUGUAUGUUUGCUGUAGUGAAUGUGCAGAAAAUAAAAUGUGCAGUAAAAAUAAAUGAAAGUGCAAUACAGUGCACGGUUUGUUUUAUUAGUUUUAUGGAAAAAACAGAACAGAGCACAUUCACAUUUCAUGAGAGUCAUAUCUUAAAAUUUGUUAGUGCUCACUGUUACGAGAAAGCAUGGCAAAUUGAUACCAAAUUUGCACUUACUGCCAAAGAUGACAAUGAAACUUUUCGUAAAACCCAAAAAUAA
Gryllus bimaculatus (two-spotted cricket) is the source of this 1368-nucleotide messenger RNA. The record is from the annotation of a GenBank genome assembly. Lineage: Eukaryota; Metazoa; Arthropoda; Insecta; Orthoptera; Gryllidae.